Messenger RNA from Purpureocillium takamizusanense, 4762 nucleotides. RefSeq lists its product as uncharacterized. The transcript has 3 exons. The coding region runs from base 148 to 4596 and encodes 1482 amino acids. The record is from RefSeq and is a predicted model, not a curated record. NCBI's taxonomy places the organism in Eukaryota, Fungi, Ascomycota, Sordariomycetes, Hypocreales, Ophiocordycipitaceae. Gene Ontology annotation, molecular function: protein binding.
CCUACUCCCCCGCAAACGCGCCAAAACUCCUCCCUCAUAACUCCUCUUUGAGUUGCAAAACAACGUUACAUAUUCCGAGUUGCAAACGACAAAGACACUCUGGUUUUGCAAACGGCCAAAAGGCCCUCAACAGCUCCUCCGGCCGACAUGGCUGGCGACAGCAAGCAGGCGGCGCCAGGCAUGGAGCGCCAGUUUGCCGACGUCCUUGAGUCUGCGGCCAAGAUCUACAGGGACAACACGGGGGAGGCGCUCAGCCUCAAGAGCUUCACGACCCCGCCCAUGAAGACGGUCAAGGACCUCGAGCGCCAGCUGAUCCGCCAGAACGAGGACUUUGCCGCGUUUCGUGCCAAGCGCCAGAGAAUCUUCAGCAUCCUUGGCGCCGCCCUCAAGCCCGUCGAGGUCAUAGGCGAGGUCGUGGCGGGUGCGUCGUCGGAAGUCUUCGCCCCAGCGCAAAGCAUUUACUCCGCCGUCCUGUACCUCAUGAAUGCGGCACACAAUGUGUCGGCAACAUACGAUGCUAUAGUCGAGCUGUUUGAGCAGCUGAAGGACUUUACGCCUCGCCUCGAGGUCUAUGUCAAGCACCACAUGUCGCCGGGCUUGUACCAGAAACUAGCCUCCAUCCUCGCGACGUUGUUCGAGGUGCUCAUCCUUGCAUCAAAGGAGAUCCGGGGCGGUCGCGUUAGGGCGUACUUUAAGCGGCUCAUCAGCAUCAAGAGCCCUGUGCAGCCCGCUCUCCAGAAGCUCAAGGACUUGACGGUGGGGGAGCAGCAGCACGUCGUGGCCGAAACGUACGGUGGCGUGUCGCAGCUCAACACAAAGGCCGACCUCAUCGACAGCACCGUUGCCCAGGUCAGCCAGAACGUGCAGAGCAUGCGCCUGGAGCAGCGGGAAUGGCGCAACGUGGCGGCCGGCGAGAAGCUGCGACGGAUCCUGGCGCCGUCUCCGUUCCCAGAGGAUUUCUACAACGCGUUCAAAAAGUCAAGCGUACCUGGCACCGGCGAUUGGAUCACCCAGGACGAGCGUGUGGCUGCGUGGUUUUCGGGCGAGACGCCGUAUCUCUGGAUCUCUGGCAAUCCGGGAACUGGCAAGUCGUAUCUGACUUCGCGGAUCGUUACGUGGAAAAAGGAAAACCUGGACGAGCAUGCCAGUGUGGGAUACUUCUUCUUUCGCUCAAGCACCCCCGAGACGAGGUCAGUGGUGCAGGCUCUUCGAGACGUCGCCUACCAGCUUAGCGAGAGCGAUGGAUUCUAUGCCAAGGAUCUCAUACGGCGACUGCACAGCAGAGACGAUGUCAAGACGGUGUCCAGCGCGUUUCGGCAGCUGUUCCCUGCGGGGACGGGACAGGAGACGGGAAGAAGGCGCUACAUCUUUUUUGACGGCAUCGAUGAAGCCGAGGAAGCGGACAUUGAGGAGCUGCUAUCUGUUUUGGCACCAAGUGAAGAUUCACAGCAGCCAUCAUCGACCCCUCAGUUCCAAUUUGCGCUCGUGGGGAGGUCGCACUUGUCCGACAAGGUCACGGUCGCGCUGGACCCUCCCGUCCCCGGCCAGACCUUGACUAUGGUACAGGUGUCGCCAGACCGCAGCGCCAGAGACGUCAGCGCGUAUAUAUACGACAGCAUCCUACACUCGAGGGUUCUCAGCCGCACUAGCGCCGACUUCAAGAAGACAGUCGCCGAGGCAGUGGAGAGGCAGGCGGACGGGCUCUUCAUCGUCGCCAAGUUUAUGCUCGAGGACGUGAACCGCAAGCGACACCAGAGCUCGAUUCUGGAGAGCCUCCGGUCGUACCCGAAGGAGCUCGAUGGUGUCCUGCAAAAGACACUAGACAACCUCGUCAAGGCGAUAUCCAAAGAGGAGGCGCGAGACCUCAACGAGAUGCUCAGAUGGGUCACUUGCGCCGAGGAGGUGCUGACCUUGGAGCAGCUCGAGGCGGGCCUGAUCAUGGCAUUUGGGGACCCGCCGCUGUUUCUCGAGGAAUCGAUUCGUCGGCAGUACGCGUGCUUCUUUGAGCUCGAGCGUGAAGACGGUCUGACAACGGACGACCUUAUCAAGGACUACGACAGGGCACGACGGGACCCGAGCCGAGAUCUCAGUCCGGCGCGGCGCAUCAGCCCAGGCAGGAGCCUUAGCAUCGGAGAGAACGGAGGCAUCGAGCGUCGUCUCAGUCCUGCAGGACGAGGCAGUCCGAGCAGGCGCUCAAGCCCGGCCAGCGGACGGUUCAGCCCACGACAAGCCAGCCCAGCGCAUGGCUCCGAUAUCCUCGAUUCGGCAAGCGACGUGGAGUUCCGGUCCAACAAGUACCUGACCAGAGUGACCUUCUUCCACACCUCCGUCCGCGAGUUCUUCCGGAGCGGCAGGUUCUCCAAGUCGAUGCGCGAGACGGGCGCCGCAAUCGGCUUCGACAUCAACGAAGCCCGCAUCCACAUUCUCCGCGCGUGCCUGAGGGUCUUUAUCGACAGGGAGUGGUUCGAGAGGCUUGAUCUGGGCCAGGGCAUGGCCGCGAUGAAGCAGUACGCGGCGUGGUACUGGCAGGAACACGUCGCGGCCAUCGAUCCAGCGGAUGUAUCGAGCCAACACAAGCGUGAGCUCGGCCCGCAGCUGUACAGGAUGCUCACCGACGAAAACGUCGUCUUUGACUGGAGCAUCGUGUACGAGAAGAACGACGAGGGGCUCGAGGUCCUGACGGAUCACAACAUCAAGGGCCUGCAGCGGUGGUUCAGAGACGUCGACGUCGCCGACGGACUCGACUCUGCGGGCAAGAAUUUCGCCAAAGCCGCGGGCGAGCACGGCUCUGGCGUCUGUGAGCAAAUCGGCCGGUUCUACGCCAAGGCAUGGCUGGCCAGCGACUUUGGGCGCUACGUGCCGACGCUCUUCUGCUUCAAGAUUGUGCAAAACGUGGCCCUCAUGGACGCCGGUUACGACUGGUCGCAUGCCGGCACACACUGGCCCGACAUCUCCGUCGAGGAUCGUCUCGACAAGGCGACUGUCUGGGCGUCGCAGCCAGAGACGGCGCAUUGGCACCGCCGAGUCGGGAGCACGUACCUGACGCUCGGGAUGCACGCGUCCGCCCUCAAGCACUACGAUGCCGCGCUCAAGCUGGAUAACAACAGCGUCGAGACGUCGGGACGCAUCGCCUUUUGCCUGUACCAAGACCGGCGGUACGGCACCGCGCUGGACCAGGCUCUCGAGUGCGCCGCCAUCGAGGAGCGCAACAUCGAGAGCGGCGCGCUGCAGGGCCCGGCCUUGAGGAAGAGCAAGUGGCGGCUGUACAAGGACUGCUUCCUGAUCGCGCAGUGCGCGUACCGCAUGGACAAGGUGGACAUUGCGCACAAGUACUUUCGCAAGGCGAUUGAGAACGCCGAGGCCGCGUCGCUCGAGGACGACGAGUUCCUGCAGCCCGAGACGGGCUACUUCGAGGUGCUCGCCUCGGAGGGCCUGCACGGCGAGGUGAUGGAGCUCGCCGAGGAGAUGGCCCGGCACCUGACCAAGACGAAGCACGGGCAGAACCGCUUCGUGGACCUGCUGCUGGAGAGGUACUUUUCGCUGCUCGUCAUGGACUGGCUGCCGCGCGCGGCGGCCAAGACGGGCAAGGGCGAGUUUCUGCUGAGCGCGCUGGAGCUCGCCAUCGAGGUCGCCGACGUCCAGCUGCGGGAGACGCUCGUGGUGCUGCACCUGCGGCUCGCGCACGGCACGACGUUUCAGUACGGCCGGGACAUUGACAACGCCAUUGCCGUGCUCGAGCAAAUUGCGCUGCAAGAGUAUCGCCCCCGCGGGAGCAUCACGACGCGGCAGGCGUACGCCGUCGCCUUCCAGAAGCUGGCGGCGCUGUACAAGCAAAAGAUCAUCGACGUAGGCCUGGCGUCGGAGGCGGCCCAGGGGUGGGUGAAGAAGAUGGAGGCGGUCAAGAGCAAGCAGGACCGGCACCACAACUUCAACAUGCCGGCCGACAUGCUCGGGUCCGACGUGAACGCGGCGUCCAUCUACCUGGCGUGCUUCUACCGGCUGCUGGGACGGGCGUCGGAGGCCCGGGAGCUCCUGAGGGGGCUCAUCCAGGACGGCCUGGACCUCCUGUCGGACAGCGAGCCGGGCAACGACGUCUACGCGCUCGACAACCUGCUCCGCGUCUUCAUCGCCGCGGGGGAGGUGUCCAACGCCAUCGCGCUGGCGCGCUCGAUGCGCAAGGUCAACCCCGAGGCGUCGUUUAGCACCAUCAGCGAGUCGCCCGAGGAGCGCCGCGGCGCGCCCAAGCUGCCCGACAUCCAGUCGUACGACCGCAGCUGCUUCCAGUGCUUCAACAACGUGGCGUCGGGCGAGGAGUUUGCCGUGUGCCGGUACUGCAUGGAGAGCUACUGCACGCGCUGCCUGGACAAGGUGAUUCAGGCGCCGGGCAACAAGACGGGCGAGACGGGCAGUGGUGGUGGUGGUGGUGGUGGUGAUGGUGUUGCAGCCAAGGUGGUGUGCCGGAGCGAUCACGAGUGGUUCACCGUGCCGCCGCUGAACCGCCUGCUGCACACGGGAGAGAUUAUGCUCGAGGACGGGCGCGUCUAUGGGUUCGAGGAGUGGAAGGACGAGGUGAGGAAGGCGUGGGACUUGGCGUGAGCGGGUUGAUUCGAUGUUGAUGAGUUGCGGCGUCUGGCGUUGAAUGUUUGAUCGACGCGUCCGUUACAUAUACUUUACAGACGACAUACUUUUUGUAGACGGGCUACAUGUGGCACAUGCUGUUUGGUAGGUGGUGGUGGUCACUGGCAAAAUGACAAAAUUGGAC